AUGGAGUGUUGCACACUCUGUACCUUGCUCCUGUCAUUGCUAGUCAACGGCUAUCUGUCCGGAGCUCUGUGUCAGAUGGACGGUCAAGGUGCCGGUGACGUCACACGACCUGACACAUCUGGAACCGUGGCUUUAAACCGUGGUCAAACUGACCAGGGUCAAACACUGGCAGGAUAUUCACCUAUAACAAUGAAUUCUACCCCGGCUAAGUCCAAGAACACCGUCUAUCAAGGAAUCGAUGUAAAGAUACACAGGAAUCUUUUACUUGCUAUGCACAAGGGAUAUAACUCGAAACUUCGGAUCAAGCGCGAUAAUUCCCCCAGCAUCUUUGACAUGACGUCAACGGGUUCAGUUUUAUCACCACACACUACAAGCAAUUCCGGAAGUUCAACGUCGACUGUGACAUCACUUCCUGUGGAAACCCCAAACACCAAUCUCAAGUCUUCAUCAGAUAUGCAAACUUUGCAAUUUACAAAAAGUCCGGAAGAAGUCACGUUUUCCGCGGAUAAAGUCCCAAUUUCGGGUCCAAAUUCAUCAGGAUACGCAUCAGAAAAGUCACCAAAGUUACCGGAUAGUGCAUCUGUUGAGUCACCCAAAAUCUUGCACAUCGGCGGCCUGUUCGAACUUUCUGGGAAGGACGGACCCAGCGGGCGAUCGGAGCUUGACGCGGCGCUGCUGGCCAUUGAUCACGUGAACAAAAUGGAUAUCAUCCCUGGAUACCAGCUCACGUUGUUGUAUAACGACUCCAAGUGUGAUCCUGGCUUUGGUACCGAUGCAUUUUUCGACUUCGUGUACCGGAAGUCAAACGAAAGCAGCCUCGUUAUGGUGAUGGGCAGUGCCUGCACGGAAGUGACGAAGACACUGGCUGAGAUCGUGCCUUACUGGAACCUCGUUCUGAUAUCCUACGCUGCAACAUCUCCGGCGCUGAGCGAGAGAGAAAAAUACCGGACCUUCUUCCGGCUGGCUCUCGGCGACUCGGCCCUGAAUCCGGCACGCCGGAUGCUGGUACAGCACAAUAAAUGGGACAAGAUGGCCGCCCUCUACGAAGAGCAUGAGUCACUUUCAUUGGCCUUCAAUGAAAUGAACAAAGAUUUCUCAGCCCACGACAUAGUCAUCAAAUCCUCAACGUCGUUUAAAGACGCCAGGCUGGAAGUACCUGGGCAGCUGAAGGAGAUUAUGGACAUGGAUGUACGAAUCAUCAUCGGCGGAUUUACAGAAGCGGCUGCCAGACAGGUGUUCUGUCAGGCCUACAAGCUUGGCAUGUACCAGCCCAGGUACGUCUGGAUCAUGGUGGGCUGGCUGAAGGAGCUCUGGUGGCGAGACGUCCACGACACCAACUGCACCAAGGACGAGAUGGCCGUGGCCGUGGAGGGCGCCUUCACCAUCGUCAGCCUCAACGGUCUGAUGGCCGACGGCAAGUCUGUGGCCAAUCUGACCACAAGUGAGUUUGUCAGCGCCUACUACAAGGCCAACGGCAGCCUACCGAUGAGCAUCUUCGCGGCCUGCACCUAUGACACGGUUUGGACGAUGGCCUUGACCCUCAGACAGGCGACCGAAGAAUGGGCGAAAAACGGAACAGCCCCGCUGCUCCAUCAGCUGAGCUACGAUCGCAUGGCCGACGUCAAGGAAACUUUCAUCAGCACAAUGGAAAACCUGGAAUUCCCGGGAGUAUCGGGUCCAGUAUCAUUCAAGGGUUCAGACAGAGAGGGAAUUUCCGCUGUCUAUCAGGUGCAAGGUGGUAACCUCACACAGGUGGCCAUCCACCUGCCGUCCAGUACUCACCUGGACUUUGAUUGUGACUCCUGCCACAAGAUACUCUGGCAAGGCAAGUCAUAUGGUCGAACCCCGAAGGACGAACUGGUGAUCGUGGCCCGGCCAAAGACCAUCGAGGUGGCCGUGUUUUACACGUGCGCUGGGCUGUGCACCGUGGGGCUCAUCAUGGCCGUGAGCUUCCUGACCUACAACCUGCACCAUCGGAGACUCAAAUUUAUCAAGCUCUCCAGUCCAAAGUUAAACAACGUGGCGACUAUCGGUUGUAUCCUGGUCUACACGGCGGUCAUCAUGCUGGGGCUAGACGACCGCACUCUGACCGAUUCUGUUUUCCCAAUCAUCUGCUCCGUCCGAGCGUUUCUGCUGGCUGCCGGAUUUUCUCUGGCGUUUGGCGCCAUGUUUGCCAAGACCUUCAGGGUGCAUCAGAUCUUCACGCGGGCUCACCAUGGUCUGGUCAAGUCUAAGCUGAUCCAGGACACUCAUCUCCUGGUCAUCAUCGGCGUCCUGCUGGCCGUCGACUCGUCCGUCGUCCUGGUCUGGGUGGUGGUGGACCCCAUGAGCCGUCACGUGACCAACACAACCAAAGAGGUUUCCCCAGACGACGAAGAUCUGAUAUUCCAGGAGCAGCUGACCACGUGUCACUCCAACCACCUGCAGAAGUGGCUGGGCGCCUUCUACGCGUACAAAGGUCUGCUGCUCAUCUUCGGGGUCUACAUGGCCUGGGAGACCCGGCACGUGAAGAUUCCAGCGCUCAACGACUCACAGUACAUAGGUCUGAAUGUCUACAAUGUGGUCAUCAUGUCCGUGUGUGUUGUGGUCAUCUCAAACAUCCUGUCCAACCAACCAACGCUGGCCUAUGCCAUGGAGGCGUCCUUCAUGUUCCUCUCUACUACAGUCACCCUCUGUCUUCUAUUUGUACCUAAGAUUUAUGCCAUCGUCACCUCGGGGGGCAACCCGGUUAUUGCCUGCACGGGGAUCUUGGUCGACAAUACCAACACUCGGAGGUUCGUUUUCGACGACCGGAAGGAGAUUUAUUACAGAGCGGAAGUGCAGAACAGAGUUUACAAACGGGAGUUAGUCGAGCUUGAUCAGAACCUGGCCAGGCUGGAGAGGCUGCUGGAGAUGCCACUUGUGCCGUGUACGAAACUAACUGACCAGCUUCUCUAUCUGCUGCCAGAGUCCAAGAUCGACGGCACGCCCUGUGGUCAGCGGCGUUACAGGCGGGAAUUUGAUAGGUGCAGCUCUAUCUCCGAUGGCGGGGAGGGGGUGAUGUAUGAAGAAACGGAGGACGACGAUAUUCUAACGGACAUGGGCUUCGGUCCCCCGUUUGACUCCAGCAAACAACAACGGCCGACAAAUGCGGAAAAAUCUGGCUCAAAAACUUUGAACAAGCUGGGCCGUAGCUUGAGCAUAGGUAGUGGGAAUCGUCCACACAAGCGGAGAAAACCCAGAGAAAUUCGGAAAAUUUCCGGUUCUCUACGGAUAGAGGUAGUCGACGAGGACAGUAAUAGCACCAGCAACAACGAUGAUACCCAGAGCCAGUAUGGCUCUAGCCAUCUUGAAACCGGAAGUGCCACGCUGUGUUCUUCGCCAUCUCGGACCCCAGCAGAAGUUUGUUUAGAGCAAGCAAAAACAACGAAAGCAGAAUCACGUCCUAGUGUAUCGGAGCUACGAACUGUGCGAUGCGGUUCGGAUUUCGAUAUUUGGCUUGAGAAACACCAGCGCUUGUCUGACUUGCGCACGAACGGGAAUUCCCCGUCUAAAAUUAGGAAAACAUUACGCAACGAGUCUAGACAGCACGUAAUCGACAAGGUCGAGCCUGACCAAUCAUCUUCCUCGAAGCAUUUCGUCCCCAGCCAGCCGAAUCCAUCCUUACAGCAACCGCCCGCCGCCAACCCAACGUGCCUAGAACAUUACGUCACCCACACCCAAGCCACUGAUACCGCCAACCACCCAAGCGACGACAACUCUCGCAACGACAGUUAUCGUUCCUUCCUCACCCCAACGCAAGCCAACGAUCAUUCAAGGGGACACAACUCCGAAAAUCAUCAAAAUUUUCAAUUAUCCCCCGUGCCCAUCACUCACUCUACCGGUUCUCCCAUGCACAAACCGAAAGAUUAUUCAUCAACACAAACAUCCUUAAAUAGAAAUAUUAAUGAGAAAACGUCGGAUCUGAUUCAUUUUUCGGACUCCCGCCAAACCUCCAUUAAAAAAAACGUCAAGCGAACCUCACAUUUCCAAGAAAUCCCCUCGCAACCUGGCAACGAGCAUGUGACUACUGGAAAUUUGCCAGAUAAACUUACGCCUGCAACGCUGAAAAAACCAAACGCGCCCAAUAAGAAACAGCGGAUUAAAAAAUUGGAAGACGAUUUGUUAAAAAUUCAGCAGGAACUAGAUGAUCUCAAAGGACAGCCUUGUGGUACAUCCGAACUGUGA
Physella acuta is the source of this 4206-nucleotide messenger RNA. RefSeq names its product gamma-aminobutyric acid type B receptor subunit 2. The record is from RefSeq and is a predicted model, not a curated record. Lineage: Eukaryota; Metazoa; Mollusca; Gastropoda; Physidae. Gene Ontology annotation, biological process: G protein-coupled receptor signaling pathway; gamma-aminobutyric acid signaling pathway. Gene Ontology annotation, cellular component: membrane; G protein-coupled receptor heterodimeric complex. Gene Ontology annotation, molecular function: G protein-coupled GABA receptor activity.